This is a messenger RNA of Stylophora pistillata, 2383 nucleotides long. RefSeq lists its product as uncharacterized. Lineage: Eukaryota; Metazoa; Cnidaria; Anthozoa; Scleractinia; Pocilloporidae. The record is from RefSeq and is a predicted model, not a curated record.
UGCAUAAGCUUGAAGCUUGGAAGAGAUAGUUGAUCAUGAGUCGCAUCCUCAUGUUUAUUCCUCGUUAUCGUUCACGUGGGACAAGGAGACUAAAACCAAGGCACAAGGUCCUCUGGCAAAUUUAAAGACAUUCCAAUAGGCCCCUUGCAGGAUUAGAUCACGUGCCUGGAUACCGCUUAGCAGCGCCAUGUUGGGACGCAAGCGUUCCAAGCGCCAUAUUGAAAUCAUUGCGUGACCGAAGCCAUUCUUGAAGUUAUAUUUUGAAGAUAUUAGCGAUCUGUUCACUUCUACAUCACUACCAGCCAAUUAUUUUAAAGUUUUGGGUAUCUUGAUUUGUUUUCUUCGGGGUUUUCUAUAAAUAUUUAAAAAAACAAGUUGAUUUUUCAACGUUAAAACCCACGGCCGUAUUUUGUGACCAGUGGACCUCAUGGCGAACAGUGCAGGUAAGCAACCUCACGAACCUUUUAUUGUUGGUACUCUAUUUAUCUCUUCCUUUGUUCUUGCUCAAGCCUAGUAAGCUAAUUGAGCUUAACAUGUUUCACUUAAGUCUUAACUUUCUAUUCAGUAGAUGAUUCUGGUCCAAGUUCUCCAGUACCCAAAAAGAAGUUCAGAGGGGGAAAUUAUCACUGUUGUGUUCCGAUGUGCGCUGGUGAUAGUCGUUACGAAAGUUCUUUGUCAUUUCGCCGAAUACGUAAAGACGAGGAAAAGCAGAAGCAAUGGAUUGUCAAAAUAAGAAGGGACGUUGGGCCAGAUUUCAAGAUAACAUCCAAGACCAGAGUCUGUGGCAAACAUUUUAAAGAAGACGACUUCCUCCCUCUUGAUAAUUCAGGAAGGCGACGUCUUAAAGAAGGAACAGUCCCUACUGUAUUUAACUGGACAGUAACAACAACAGACAGACGAAAGGUUAUAAGACAACUUGAAAGUGCCACACAAACAGAUGAGAGUGAUGGGGAAGUUGCACAUGACGAAUCAAACCAACCUUAUGAGGGAGACACAAACCAAGUUCCUAAUAUUUUUGAAGAGCUCAGACAGACCAAAGCACAGCUACUUGCUGUACAAGCCGAACUUGUAGCUGCAAGGAGAGAUGCCAGUGCUGCACAAGAAGAAUUAGUGCAACAAAAAGAACAAGCUGCAGCAGAACUUGCCAUUUACAAAUUUGGGUUAGAACGAUUCUCCACAGAUAAUGAUGCUAUUAAAUUCUAUACUGGGUUGCACAUAUGACCAUUUGAAAUUUUUUUAUAAUUUUGCUAGACCAUCAGCAGAAACAAUGACAUACUGUUAUGCGACGGGUCUUUUACAAAAUCGGCCAAAUGGUAGGGCUAUGCAACUCAUAGAUGAGUUAUUCAUGUUUUUAGUUAGAAUUAAAUUAGGCCUAUUUCAACAGGAUCUUGCACACCGUUUUAAUUUACAUAUGUCAACUGUUAGUAGAAAAUUAAUAGCUUAGGCUAACUAUUUGUACUUUCUCCUUGGCAAUCAAGUGAUUUGGCCAUUUAGAGCUGAUGUUAAUGCCAAGAUGCCACAAGAAUUCAAAAGGCUUUAUCUUUCCACACGUGUAAUCCUUGACUGCACAGAAAUAUUUGUUGAGACACCAUCAUCUCUCCUUUUGCAGUCCCAACUUUAUUCUACAUACAAGAGUAACACAACACUUAAGGGUUUAAUAGGCAUUGCACCACAUAGUGCAGUUACUUUUGUUUCUUCUCUUUAUACCGGGGCAAUUGCUGAUAAAGAGAUCACUAGGUGUUCAGGGAUAUUAGAUUUGCUUGAAAAUGGUGAUUCUGUGAUGGCAGAUAAAGGAUUUGAUAUUGAAGAUUUGCUGAGAGGCAGGGGUGCUUCCUUGAACCUUCCUCCUUUUUUACAAGAUAGAAGGAAAUUUUCUGAAAGAGAAGUCCUAAAUACCAAAACAAUUGCAAAACUACGAAUAGAUGUUGAAAGGGCAAUCAGAAGGAUCAAAGAAUAUCAUUUCUUUGACUCAGAUGUUCCACUGUCCAUGUUGGGCUCUGUUAAUCAAAUAUAUACAAUUAUCUGUUUAUUAACAAAUUUCCAGGGACCCUUGAUAUUUAAUGGAGAUAAAUAAAAACUACCAUUUACAUGUACUUCAUCACUUGAAAAUUAACUGUUUAUGAUGUAAACGAUUACUAUAAGAGUCGAGUUAACUGAACCUUUGAAACAAAACUUAAAAGUCAAGGUGCAACUAUUAAAAGACACUAAAAAAAACCAAAACAAUUGAACUAGUGUCAAAAGUUUGGUAACUUCACUCGGAUUAUAUACAUAAAUAACUGAAACAUUUUCUAAUGUUUAGAUUUUAUACUAUUUGCAACUCAAGAGGUAAAUACAAUAUUAGUCUUAAAAUGGAAUAAAGUGACUGAUUACUUCUUGGUUAUCA